Molecule: messenger RNA, 5011 nt
Organism: Suncus etruscus (white-toothed pygmy shrew)
Lineage: Eukaryota; Metazoa; Chordata; Mammalia; Eulipotyphla; Soricidae
Gene: ZNF281
Product: zinc finger protein 281
Biological process (GO): regulation of transcription by RNA polymerase II
Cellular component (GO): nucleus
Molecular function (GO): RNA polymerase II cis-regulatory region sequence-specific DNA binding; DNA-binding transcription factor activity, RNA polymerase II-specific
Source: RefSeq, a predicted model, not a curated record
AUGAAAAUCGGCAGCGGGUUCCUGAGCGGCGGCGGCGGCGGCGGCGGCGGCGGGACCGGCGGCAGUAGCGGCUCCGGCGGCUCCAGCGGCUCCAGCGGCGGCGGCAGGAGGGGCGCGCGCGAGAUGGAGCCCAGCUUCCCGCAGGGUCUGGUCAUGUUCAACCACCGGCUGCCCCCGGUCACCAGCUUCACCCGGCCGGCGGGCGCGGCCGCCCCUCCCCCGCAGUGCGUGCUCCCCAACGCGACCCCCGCAGCCCCGGCCAGCCGCCCCCCCCCGCCGCCGUCGCAGCAGCCCCCGGUGGUGGUGGCCCCGGACAUGACUUUCAAGAAGGAGCCGGCGGCGUCCUUCCCGUCCUCGCAGCAGCAGCAGCAGCAGCAGCAGCAGCAGCAGCCGCCGCCGCCGCCGCCGCCGCAGAGGACCUCCUGGGGAUUCUUGCAGUCUUUGGUGAGCAUCAAGCAGGAGAAGCCCGCAGAGCCCGACGAGCAGCAGCACCACCACCACCAUCAUCACCACCACCACCACCACCACCACUUUGCGGGGCUCUUCGCCGCCGGCGCCGACGAGCAGCAGCGGUCGCCGGGCCUCGGUGGUGGCGGAGACGGGGCCGGCCACGGCGUCAUCCAGGACCUCAGUAUUCUGCACCAGCAUGGCCAGCAGCAGCAGCAGCAGCAAGCGGCCCAGCAGCAGCAGCAGCACCACCACCACCGCGACGUGCUACUCAGCAGCAGGACUGACGACCCCCACGGCAACCACGAGGAGCCAAAGCAGGAUGCCAAUGUCAAAAAGGCAAAGAGGCCAAAGCCAGAAUCUCAGGGAAUCAAAGCCAAGAGGAAGCCAAGUGCAUCUUCCAAACCAUCGCUGGCGGGAGAAGGGGAAGGUGCCAUCCUGUCCCCCAGCCAGAAACCUCAUAUCUGCGAUCACUGUAGCGCUGCUUUCCGCAGCUCCUAUCACCUGCGGCGCCACGUCCUCAUCCACACCGGCGAGAGGCCCUUCCAGUGCAGCCAGUGCAGCAUGGGGUUCAUCCAGAAAUACCUCCUGCAGCGGCACGAGAAGAUCCACAGCCGGGAGAAGCCCUUCGGCUGUGACCAGUGCAGCAUGAAGUUCAUCCAGAAGUACCACAUGGAGCGACACAAGAGGACGCACAGUGGAGAAAAGCCAUAUAAAUGUGACACUUGCCAACAGUAUUUCUCACGGACCGAUCGGCUGUUGAAGCACAGGCGCACGUGUGGGGAAGCCAUAGCCAAGGGAGCCGCCAGCGCAGACCCCGCGUCGGCCUCCGCCUCGGCUGCGGUGGGGACGGCGAACCACAACAGUAUGGGCAAUCUGGCUGCGUUGUCUCAGGGAAAUACAAGUUCCUCGCGGAGGAAAGCGAAGUCGAAAAGCGGCAUUGCUGUGGAGAACAAGGAGCAGAAGCCCGGGAAAGCCGGCGAGUCAUCCCUUUCCAACAGCAUGAGCCUGCAGAGUUAUUCGGUGGAGAUGCCGUCCGCCUCUUCCGGCGGGGGCAUCCUGGGCCCCGGCAUGGAGGAACUACAGAAAAGGGUGCCCAAACUCAUCUUCAAGAAGGGAAGCAGGAAGAGCAAUGAGAAAAACUACCUUAACUUUGUGUCGCCACUGCCAGACCUGAUUGGGCAGAAGCCCUUGUCUGGGAAACCCAGUGGCUCCCUUGGCCUGGUGACCAAUAACAGCGUGGAGACCAUUAGUCUCCUCCAAAGUGCAGGUGGCAAACAAGGUCAGAUAAGUAGCAAUUAUGACGAUGCCAUGCAGUUUUCCAAGAAGAGAAGAUACUUACCAACUGCCAGCAGCAACAGUGCCUUUUCCAUAAACGUGGGCCACAUGGUCUCGCAGCAGUCUGUCAUCCAGUCUGCCGGUGUCAGUGUUCUAGACAAUGAGGCCCCCUUGUCACUCAUUGACUCCUCAGCUCUCAAUGCUGAAAUUAAGUCUUGUCACGACAAGUCUGGAAUUCCUGAUGAGGUUUUACAAAGUAUUUUGGAUCAAUACUCCAACAAAUCAGAAAGCCAGAAAGAGGAUCCUUUCAGUAUUGCGGAGCCCCGAGUGGAUUUACACACCUCAGGAGAACACUCAGAGUUGGUCCAAGAAGGAAGUUUGAGCCCGGGCACCCAAACGCCUGUGAAUGAUAAGGCAGCCGUGUUACAAGAAUACUCCAAAUACCUCCAGCAGGCUUUUGAAAAAUCCUCUAAUACAAGUUUUACUCUUGGACACGGUUUCCAGUUUGUCAGUUUGUCUUCACCUCUCCACAACCACACUUUAUUUCCAGAAAAACAGAUAUACACUACAUCUCCUUUGGAGUGUGGUUUCGGCCAAUCUGUUACCUCAGUGUUGCCAUCUUCAUUGCCAAAGCCUCCGUUUGGAAUGUUGUUUGGAUCUCAACCAGGUCUUUAUUUAUCUGCUUUGGAUGCUACACAUCAGCAGUUGACACCUUCCCAAGAGCUGGACGACCUGAUAGAUUCUCAGAAAACUUUAGAGACUUCAUCUGCCUUCCAGUCGUCAUCUCAGAAAUUGUCUAGCCAGAAGGAACAACAGAAAAACUUGGAGUCUUCGACAAGCUUUCAGAUUCCAUCUCAGGAGUUAGCUAGCCAGAUAGAUCCUCAGAAAGACCUAGAGCCUAGAACAACAUACCAGAUUGAGAACUUUGCACAAGCGUUUGGUUCUCAGUUUAAGUCGGGCAGCAGGGUGCCAAUGACCUUUGUCACUAACUCUAAUGGAGAAGUGGACCAUAGAGUAAGGACUUCAGUGUCCGAUUUCUCAGGGUAUACAAAUAUGAUGUCUGAUGUAAGUGAGCCAUGUAGUACAAGAGUAAAGACACCCACCAGCCAAAGUUACAGGUAAGGUCCCCAAAGUGGCCCGGCUGGAGGUUCUUCUAAUGUAAUUUUGUUUUGUUUUGAGAACACUGCCAUUGGAAUGUUUCUACACGAUCCUAUUAAGAAUAAUGUAAUGCCCUUUCAAUGCAACUUUUCAUAUUUAGUUUAUUUUGUUAGCGUGAUUUUAGCUCUGUUUGUAUUAUGAUUUUUAAUCAAAAUCAAUAGAUUAAAAAUAGUUUGACCUUCAAAGUGACAAUGUUUAGCAAUCAAAUUUACAUGUGUAGAUCGUCAGGGAAUAGCCCAAAAGUUUUAAAUGCAAAAAAGAAAAAAACCCUCUAUAAAAAACAAAAAAACAAAACGCAAAAAAAAAAAAAACAAACACCCAAUUUUGUUCUAGGAUUAAGGUUUAUUCUAAUUGCUUUAUUCUCAGGAAAGUGUAAUAACGCAUGGAAAUUCUGUACGUUAUCACUGUAAUGGAAUAUCCAAUUUACAGCUAGUAUGAUAAAACAUUUUAUCAUUUAAGUAAGGGAUCGAAAAAACAUUUCAAAUUGCUCUUUCUAAGGGUUGAUGUGGUAUAUACAUUUCAUCAUUUAUGUAAGGGAUCGAAAACAUUUCAAAUUACUGUCUCCAUCUGGGCUGAUCCAAAUUUCUGAGAUGUUGGCUACCUAUAUAUAUUUUUUGUUGUUGUUGUUGCAGCUUUUAAAAACUUACUCUGAACGUCCAAACCACAUUCAUUCCAGCCUGGUAGAACAAAUCUUAUUGGAUCUUUGAUCAAAGCCUGGAAUGAUAGCUUUAAUAAAAGAAGGAAAAUAAUAAUAAUAAUAAUAAAAGCACCCUCUCCUUUUCCUAGCCAUAACAAGGCUGUAGUUCAUUAAGAGCCUCCUGACAACUGGCAUGGGUUUGAAGCCCAAGAAGUUGGUUAGUGGUUGGUUCCAGUAUUAGAACCAAGUUGGAAUUAAACUCUUUGUAAUUGGGGUAUGCAUUAUUUAUUAUACAUGGCUUAACCACAUCAUUCUCUUGUCUAUGCUGGUACAUAUUACCCACACACACUUUGGUUUUUAUGUUUUUUGUCAGUCUCAGAGUUCUGGGCUUUUCCUUCUUCCCUGCUCUCUCAAUCUUGACAGUUUUAGUUUUAGGAUGACUCACAUUUCAGUUGGUAAUGUAUCAUGCAUUUUAUAUGCAUCUUCUAUGCCUAAUGGCAUCCAAAUAAUAGGAUAACUCCUGCUACCCCCACCACCAUUUAAAAAAAAAACCAACAGUACCCCGGUGUAGAUUUCCAUGUAUAAUGAAACCUCACAUACUCAGCGAUAGAUACUAAUAAAGUGGUAAUUCCAACUGGUGAAAGGACUAGCAUGAGGGAUGAGUGUGUUUGCAUUUAGUAAUGAUACCAGAACCUCUUUGUGAAAUUGCAGCCUUUGAUGUACAUUUCUGAAAGGGUGCAUUAGUCAGUAUUGUACAGGGGUCCUGUAACGUCAUCCAAACUUGCUCUGAAUGCUAAUUGCCAUUUGAAGCUACUGAUAAGGUAGUAGCUCUGCUCUAAACCACUUUUUAGCAAUUGUAUUUUUUCUUGAUUAUAUUUUUUAAUGUACUUUGAUGUUUAUGCUGAUGAGUUUUUUAUGUACUUUUCAGUGAUGUUUCAGUCUUAUGUACUCUUCUGGCGUCAGAAAAGUACCACUGGUUGUUUGCAGUCUUAUUGUGUAAUCAGCCUACCACAGGCUUCCAUGUAUAAUAAAGUAAUUAAUAUUGUGCAAGUGUAAAACACUUCUGUUAUGAAAGCAGUGUUUGGAAAAUAAGAAAUUAUAAAAAAAAAAUGGUUACAAAAUACUAGUUAAUUUCCUUUCCCACUUUGCUCCCAUAUGCCUGCUUUAUUUACCAGGCUAAAGGGUCACUUUUUUGUCAUUGCAAGAUUCUUAGAAAAUGUGUUUGAAUCUCUGAAAUACACUCACUACUAAAAGUCUGUAUUAUUUUGGUAAAGUGCAGUAAGUUCUAUGGGUACAGAAUACAUGCUGUAAUCUCCAAGGAUGGAGAGGACCUUUACCACUGUAUCUUAAGCUGUAUGAUUUUUCUCCAGUGUUUUGUUUUAUACAGGCUUUGAAUUUCUUUAACUUUUAUUGUGUGUACUGAAUACUGCAUAUGUAUUAUUCUGAUUGUUUCCUCUAGUUUACUACCAAUAAAAGAUGUUAAUCACAAAA